Messenger RNA from Amyelois transitella, 1083 nucleotides. RefSeq names its product facilitated trehalose transporter Tret1. Gene Ontology annotation, cellular component: membrane. The record is from RefSeq and is a predicted model, not a curated record. The transcript is spliced from 4 exons. Gene Ontology annotation, biological process: transmembrane transport. Lineage: Eukaryota; Metazoa; Arthropoda; Insecta; Lepidoptera; Pyralidae. Gene Ontology annotation, molecular function: transmembrane transporter activity. The coding region runs from base 46 to 1083 and encodes 345 amino acids.
CAUGUAUUGAAAAUUAACUGAAGUAAAUUAAAAACUAACUGUAAAAUGAAGUGUCCUGGAUUUAUUUCUGUACAUGUUUUUCGACAGGUAUUGGCAGCAACAGCAACUAGCCUCCAUAGUCUGAGUGCUGGCACAGUCUUCGGACAUAGUGCUGUUCUACUGCCCCAGCUCAAAGAAGACCAGACUAUCCUCUAUGAUGCUGCGUACGACUCUUGGAUUGCCUCUAUCAGUCCGCUAUCCAUGGUUCUCGGCUGUCUCAUCGCAGGAUCCAUUAUAGAUAGAUUUGGAAGAAGAGUAGGUCUCAUCUUUUUCUCCAUUCCUUUCGUCUUGGGAUGGAUUGUCAUGGGAUUGAGUUGUAAUGUAAACCUCUUGUUACUAGGAAGAGCUGUAACAGGUGUAUCUACCGGUGCUUUUAGACCAAUGUCUAUCGUCUACAUAAGCGAAGUAUCAGAUCCAAAACACAGAUCCAUGUUACUAGUUUCGACAUCAUUAUCAACAAAUAUAGGAAUCCUACUGUGCCAUUCUGUUGGAGUAUAUCUUUAUUGGAAAACUGCUAUAAUUGUUUUUUGUGUACCUAUUUUGUUAGCAGUAGUAAUUCUUUUGUGUUUAAAAGAAAGUCCUUUGUGGUUAAUUACAAAGGGAAAAUCUGAUGAAGGUUGCGUCAAUUUUUACUGGUUCCGAGCUAAAACUGAAGCUGCUGAUAAUGAGUUGAAGGCUGUAUUAAAUAAGCAGAAAAAUAAGUCUCAGGAUCUUAACAUUAAAGAUAUAUUCAAAGUUAUACUUAGUAAAGCAUUUCUGGUGCCGUUGGCAAUAUGUUUUGUAAUCUUUACUGAGGUACAGUUUUGUGGUACACACGUAUUAAAUUUUUAUGCUCUAUACCUAAUAAAAAGUACUUUUUCUGAUAAUGUUGACAGUUUCUUGUUAAUGAUGAUUAUUGAUGCCCUUAGGUUAUUUGGGACGGAAACCAAUGGAAAAACUUUGCAAGAAAUCGAGAACAGUUUGAAUAAGGAAAAACAACUGGGCUCAUCAAUUCACGGUAAAGAAAACCAUCAGGAUUUGCCAUUUGAGCAAAGUAAACUUUGA